Molecule: messenger RNA, 1785 nt
Organism: Triticum turgidum subsp. durum (durum wheat)
Lineage: Eukaryota; Viridiplantae; Streptophyta; Magnoliopsida; Poales; Poaceae
Source: the annotation of a GenBank genome assembly
AUGGCGACUAACCUGCCUGACCCGACGUCCGUGGUGAAACUGCUCAAGAAGAACAGCAUCACCAUGGUGAGGAUCUACGACACUGACCCGACGGUGCUGCGCUCGCUGGCCAGCACCGGCAUCAAUGUCACGGUGGAGCUAACCAACGAGGAGCUGCCCUCCGCUGCCGCGGACCAAAAUUUCGCUGAUCAAUGGGUGCAGAACAAUGUGAAGGCCUACUACCCGGCCACGCAGAUCAACGGCGUGACGAUCGGGAACGAGGUCUUCAAAGAGGCUAGUCAGCUCAACUCUCAGCUCGUCCCGGCCAUGAAGAAGGUGCAAGCGGCGCUGGCUCGCCUGGGCCUGGCGGACGCCGUGAAGGUGACCACGCCCAUCGCGUUCGACGCUCUCAAGAUGUCGUUCCCGCCGUCCGAGGGCGCGUUCCGUGACGACAUCGCCUUGUCGGUGAUGAGCCCCAUGGUCGACUUCUUGCAGGAAACCGGGUCGUACCUCAUGAUGAAUAUCUACCCGUACCUUGCGUACCUGAGCACUCCCGGCAUGUCCAUCGACUAUCUCUUGUUCCGCCCCAACGCUGGCAUUCUUGACAAGAAUAGCAAGCAAACGUACUUCAGCCUCCUCGACGCGCAGCUUGACGCUGUGUACUAUGCGAUGGAGAAGCUGCCGUCCUCCAGCCUGCGUGCUGGAGGGAUGAGGAAGCUCACAGCAGGGGGCGGAAUACUGGAGGUGAAGCUUGGUGAGAGUCACCACCCAACCAGAGGCCACCAUGGCGUGGGAACAACAGCCAACGCCCAAGCAUUCACCGAUGGUCUCAUGAGCAAAGUGCGUGGCGGUAACUCCGGCACCACCUCAAACAGAUAUAACCGGCUCGCCACCAGUGCUGUCGGCACCCCGCACCGUCCCAACGCCGAUCUUGACGUGUACAUCUUCGAACUCUUCAACGAGGACAACAAGCCCGAAGACGAGCAGGACUUUGGGUUGUUCUACCCGAACCAGCAGCCCGUGUAUCAAGUCGACUUUGUCCAUGGUGCCGGCCCCGUGCAACCGAGCUACUGUGCCGCGAAGGCCACGGCCGGGGACGCGGCCUUGCAGGCUGCGCUGGACUACGCGUGCGGCCACGGGGCGGACUGCAGCGCCAUCCAGCCAGGCAAGCCCUGCUACGAGCCCAACACCAAGCUCGCGCACGCGUCCUACGCCUUCAACGACUACUACCAGAAGAACGGCCAGGCCAGCAGCGCGUGCGACUUCAGUGGUGCUGCCACCAUUGUCAACCAGGCACCAUCAGGCCGGUGCGACCCGAGCCCGAGCUGGUGUGUGGCGAACGCGGCGGUGGGCGCCGCGCGGCUGCAGAAUGCACUGGACUACGCCUGCGGCCACGGCGCGGACUGCACGGACAUCCAACCCGGAGCACGGUGCUUCGAUCCCGACACCAAGGUCGCGCAUGCGUCUUUCGCGUUCAAUGACUAUUACCAGCGCCAUGGCCGGGGCGCCGGAACGUGCGCCUUCGCCGGUGCCGCUACCAUUGUCCGGCAGGCACCAAGUGGCCCCUUUGACCGAAACAGGACGCUUGCCUCGAUUCAGAUCGGCCCGCCAAUGGCGUCGACGGCGGCUUUCGAGAAGGGUUGCCGGAUGCCGGAGGAGGCAGAGGCCGAUGCGCUACUGGUACAGAAGGUGGGCGUGCUGCCCUCCGGGUUCCACGACGCCUUCGUGCUCCGCUACAUCCGCGUCCACGCGUCUGGCCCAGCCGCCUCCUCUGCCACUUCACCGUCACCACCCGCCUCCUCGUGA